Molecule: messenger RNA, 241 nt
Organism: Racocetra persica
Lineage: Eukaryota; Fungi; Glomeromycota; Glomeromycetes; Diversisporales; Gigasporaceae
Source: the annotation of a GenBank genome assembly
UAGAGAUGAGAAUAACAAAAGCAAUGAUGAUCAAGAUAGUGAAGACACUGAUGAAAAUGACAAUGAUAGUGAUGAUAAAAAUAGUGAUAACAAAAAGGAUAGUGAUGACGAAGAGAAUGGUAAUAAUAAUGAGAAUAGCAAUAAUGAAGAAGAUAGCGAUAACGAAGAGGAUAGUGAUGACGAAAAGAACAGUAAUGACGAAGAGAGUAGUGAUGAUAAUGAAAAUAGCGAUGAUGAAUAA